CUAACAGGAGACGAGCGCAUGGCACUCCUGUACUCGAGCGGUACGACAGGCAAGGCGAAGGGCGUCUCUAUCCACCACAGCGCCGGCAUCGCCAACUUGGACAUGCUGUCCCACCCCAGUUACUUCGUGGGGGGGUUGUCCACUGCUGAUUCACCGUGCUUCGCGCUGGCGCUGCCCAUUUACCAUCUCUCUGGGUUCCUGGUCAUUUCCAGCCUGGCGUUGCUCCAUGGAGUCAAACUGGUCAACAUCACCAAGUUUAACCCUGAGACGUAUAUUGAAAUCCUAAUUGAAAAUAAAGUCAACAUCCUGCACUUGGUAUCCUACCUAAUGAAUUUCGUGCUCAAGCACCCGAAAUUCACGCGUCAGAACUUCGGUCAUGUUGAUGCCGCGAUAGCAGGAGCCAUCCCCGUACCUGCUACCGCUGCUGCUAAGGUCUACGACGCCAUCUCCACGCACGGCCAAUUCUUCCACGCGUACGGGAUGACCGAGACGUUGAUCAGCCACCAGGACCCCGUGGGGGACACGCGGGUGGGGUUCACGGGGCAGCUUCUGCCGGGGCACGAAGGGAAGGUGGUCGACCUCACGACAGGGGAGGACCUCCCCGUGGGGCAAGUGGGGGAGCUCUGUACCCGGGGACCAACGCUGAUGAAGGCGUACCACAACAACGCUGAGGCGACGGCCGCGACGCUGGACCAGGACGGUUGGCUGCACUCGGGCGACGUGGGACGCUACGACGUCGACGGCUACGUUAGCGUCGUCGACAGGAUCAAGGAGCUCAUCAAAGUCAACUCUCGGGAUGUAACUGAAGUUUCCAGCAGAACAUUUCAAAGACUGCUAUUUAGACUCUCUCUCUCCAAUGAUGCUAUACACAGGGUGCGUACCGAUCCUGGAAAAUCUGGAAAGUCCUGA
Molecule: messenger RNA, 909 nt
Organism: Hyalella azteca
Lineage: Eukaryota; Metazoa; Arthropoda; Malacostraca; Amphipoda; Hyalellidae
Product: probable CoA ligase CCL7
Exons: 7
Molecular function (GO): CoA-ligase activity
Source: RefSeq, a predicted model, not a curated record